AAAAUAAAAACAGUAAAAACUAAAAAGACAACAGUGGAAUUGAUGAUAUAAAUCCCCCGCUUCAUCAUGUGCCAUUCCAUAGAGCAAAGCAGAUAUAUUUCAGCAAACACUACCUAUUCAAUCUCCACAAAAAAUUAUGGAAGAAGACUUCCAAAAUCCCCCUUCCACCUCGCCGGAACCUAUAACCACCACAUCCUCUGCCACCCCUCUAGAAUUUUCCGAUGACAUUGACAGUUGUUGUUCCACGCCUUAUGUUAGUGCACCAUCGAGCCCCGGCCGUGACACGCCCCUUGGAGGGUUCUACUAUAGCGCCCCAGCGAGCCCUAUGCAUUUCUUGCUUUCCAGUACUAGCAUUUCUUCGUAUGGGGUUGAAUCGUCGACUGUGGCUUGUUCGUUUGAGUUUGAUUUCUCGGCUCCACUGGCUGACGACGGCGUACCGCCGGGUUCCAUGAGCUCCGCCGAUGAAUUGUUCCUCAACGGCCAGAUCAGACCCAUGAAGCUCUCUAGCCAUCUCCGGAGGCCCCAGGUUUUGGCCCCUUUGAGUGACAUGGAUGAAUCUGAUGAGGUUGAACAGUCCAAGCUCAAUGAUACUGAGGAGAAAUUUUUUCGCGGAAGGGAAUCGAAAUUGCGGGCUGGAUCAUUGAGGAGGAGGACUAGAUCUAUGUCCCCAUUGAGAACGACGUUGUUUCUUGAUCAUGAAAAUGACCACACACAGGAUGACGAUGAGAUAAAGAGGGAAAAUGAAGAGUGUAAGAAAGUAGAAGAGGCAGCAGGGUCGAAUGAUACGACGCCGUGUGGAUCUGGAUCUUCCUCGAGGUCUUCUUCAAUUGGGAGGAGCUCAAGGAGAUGGGUUUUCUUGAAGGAGUUCCUAUACAGGAGCAAAAGUGAAGGUAGAAACAACGGGCAUAAAUUUUGGGGCUCCUUAUCAUUUUCACCUGUCAAAGAUAAGAAAUUUGAGAAGCCCAUUUCCAAUCCCAAAAUCCCAUCAACUGAGAAAGCAAAUUCAGCACCAGAAGAAGUAAAUUCCAACACCGGAGCCACAAAAAAAGUUCCGAAAGUGGUGAAAAAAAGGGCAGUAAAUGGGAUUGGUAAAAGAAGGGUGCCACCAUCACCUCAUGAAUUGCAUUAUACUGCAAAUAGGGCACAAGCAGAGGAGAUGAGGAAGAAGACAUUUCUUCCAUAUAGACAAGGUUUGUUGGGCUGUUUGGGAUUCAGUUCAAAGGGCUAUGGAACCUUGAGUGGUUUUGCUAGAGCUUUGAACUCAGUGUCAUCAAGGCCCUCGUGUUUGUGUCAUAUUCUCAAACAGAUGGUGUGCACAAUUCAUUAAGCUGUGGUUUGUUGGUCAGACAUGUUAGUUGUGGGCUAUGUCAUGUAAAGUUGCGUAGGGUUCCAUUACUUGGAAAUUGCACGGUGGUCCCAUAGUUAGUAGCAAGCCGAUUCUCAACCUAUAAACAUGAAUAAUGAACUAUUAAGGAUAACACUAGUUGCACAUA
This is a messenger RNA of Olea europaea var. sylvestris, 1493 nucleotides long. RefSeq lists its product as uncharacterized. The record is from RefSeq and is a predicted model, not a curated record. The coding region runs from base 137 to 1327 and encodes 396 amino acids. Lineage: Eukaryota; Viridiplantae; Streptophyta; Magnoliopsida; Lamiales; Oleaceae. The transcript is spliced from 2 exons.